ACGUGCUCGCGGGGAGCCAAUCCGCGUAGGCGCGGCGCAUUCGAAAUGGAGCAGGGAGAGGGUGAGAGCCGCGGCCGGUGCGGAGCAGCGCGGAGCGGAGCGGCAGCGCUGCCCGGAGCCUUGAAGGACCUGAGGGGAUCCAGAUUCCAUGAGAAGGAGCACAUAGAAGUGGAGUUAAUCUUUCAGGAAAGAUGCCUAGUAUUUUUUUUAAAUCCUACCACUAAGUUGCUGGAGGACGAAAUGCCUAUUUACCCAGUUCCUGCAAGAAGCUGCUCUGAGGCGCAGUAUGCUACUAUUAUACAGAAGAAUUCUUCACAAAAUGCCUUUACUAGCAGCAAAAAGUUUGGGCGACAACUGAAAUCGCAGGUGUCAGAGGAAGAAAAGGAUAAUCUACUUUCAUGUUCUCAGAAUAAGGCCAAAGAAGUAAAUAGGACUUAUGUGAUUUCUGCCUGUAAAAAAGCGGCUGAUACACCAAUUAUGUUUAAACCUGAAGAUAAAUUCAUGCUCCAGAGGAGAACUAGAGCAAGCAAAGAAUCAGUUGGCAGUGGUGAGCAGUUGGAUGAAAAAACAGCACAGGACAUGGAAAAUAUACAAACAGAGAAAAGACUUGCUCUGCAGAGACGUGUGAGGACUGACCCCACAGAGAAGAGUAAAAUAAAUCGGAAUGCUGUGGCUGGAAUAGAAAAUGAUGACUCUGCUGCUGCACAAAGAGAUUACAAGAUUGUCCUUCCAUCAAGUAGUAGUAGUAAUGAUACCCAUUAUGCUAAACCAAGCUGUAAAUUAGCUGAAGGUCAGUCAAAUACAAAGAAGCACUAUAAUCUGAACAGCAAGGAUUCACUUAGCAAUAUUGAUGGUCUAUCUGAAAAUGACAGCUGCACACACUUCAAAUAUAGGACAAUCACUUCUGAUAAAAAACUUCAAAAUGAAGUUCUUAGAUCAGCACAAUUGGUUGCCUCAAAAUAUACUAAUAGGAUACCAGGAGAACAGCUGAGUGAAAAAGGCAAUAUUAAUAAGGUAGCUGGAAAAGAAAGGUUACAAAACUUAAUUAUAAAACAUAACAGUUUGGAAAGGCCAAGGACACCAAGAAAAGAUACAACAGAAAGAUUGAAGCUUACACCAAAGCAUAGCACUCCUCAGGACAUCAGAAAUUGUUCUAUAUCUGCUUCAAAGAAACAAAUACCUCAUCCUCAAAUUGCAGCAAAAAAGAAAAUGAGUGUACCCAGCUCUCUUUCUGUGAGUAGAGGUGCAAAAGCAGAAGAGAAUGCAACAUAUGUACUAGCUUUUAAGGAAGAAACUCUAGCUGACAGCAAUAGCACUGAGAAAGAUAUUUUCAAAGCAGAAAACAGCAAAGUGACUGUAGCUGUACGUGUACGGCCUUUCAGUAAUAGAGAGAAAAAUGACAACACUUUCCCUGUGGUCUCCAUGAGUGGUUCAGAGACAGCUGUACAAAAUCCGGACACAAACCAAGUUUACAGCUUCAGUUAUGACUUCUCAUUCUGGUCUUUUGACAAGUGUCAUCCUAAUUUCGCAAGCCAAGCAGUGAUUUAUAGAACUUUGGCAGUGCCACUCCUAGAAAGAGCUUUUGAGGGGUACAAUACUUGUCUUUUUGCUUAUGGACAGACUGGUUCUGGAAAAUCAUACACAAUGAUGGGAUUUGAUGAAGACCGAGGAAUAAUUCCAAGAUUUUGUGAAGAUCUCUUCACCCGAAUUGCAAAAAUGGACAAGCAACAGAUUUUGUAUCAUCUUGAAAUUAGCUAUUUUGAAGUUUACAAUGAGAAAAUUCAUGAUUUGCUCAUCUUUAAAGCUGCAAGUGGACAGAAGAAAUGCCCACUCCGUGUAAGAGAACACCCAGUGUUAGGACCGUAUGUGGAGGACCUGACUGUGAAUGUUGUCAGUUCUUAUUCUGAUAUCCAGAGUUGGCUUGAACUAGGAAAUAAACAGAGAGCAACAGCUGCUACAGGAAUGAAUGACAAAAGCUCUAGAUCUCAUUCAGUCUUCACCUGCGUCAUGACGCAAACAAAAGUAGAGUUUGUGGAUGAAGAGCAACGUGAUCGUAGGAUUACCAGUCGCAUAAAUCUAAUAGAUCUAGCUGGCAGUGAGCGCUGCUCAGCUACUCAAACCGUUGGAGAAAGGCUGAAGGAGGGUGUAAGUAUUAAUAAGUCACUGUUAACCCUUGGAAAGGUUAUUUCUGCACUCUCUGAACAGUCUCAAAAUGGAAAGAAAACAUUCAUUCCUUACCGAGAGUCUGUCCUUACAUGGUUGUUAAAGGAAAGUCUUGGUGGAAAUUCCCGAACUGCUAUGAUUGCCACAGUCAGUCCAGCUGCCAGCAGCAUAGAAGAAACACUCAGCACUCUUCGCUAUGCGAAACAAGCUUGUUCAAUAAUCAACAUUGCUAAAGUAAAUGAAGAUGUGAAUGCCAAACUAAUCAGAGAACUGAAAGCUGAAAUUGAAAAACUGAAGGCAGCUCAGAAAAGUGCUCAGAAUACUGACCCUGAAAAAUACCGGCGUUAUUUGCAGGAAAUAACUUCUCUGAGGGUAAAACUGCACCAACAGGAAAGGGACAUGGCAGAAAUGCAAAGGGCCUGGAAAGAAAAGCUUGAACAAGCAGAAAAAAGGAAAUUAGAAGAAACAAAAGAGUUACAGAAAGCAGGAAUUGCAUUCAAAAUGGACAAUCGUUUACCAAACCUUGUCAAUCUCAAUGAAGAUCCCCAGCUUUCUGAGAUGCUGUUGUAUAUGAUCAAAGAAGGAGAAACUACUGUUGGAAAGCAUACACCAAAUUCAGGACAUGAUAUUCAGCUUUCUGGAGUGCUAAUUGCUGCUGACCACUGUGUUAUAAAAAAUAUUGAUGGCAAAGUGAGUAUUUUCCCGCUGAGAGAAGCAAAGACGUAUGUUAAUGGGAAACACAUUUUAGACCCAACAGUUCUACAUCAUGGUGAUCGAGUGAUUCUUGGGGGAGACCAUUAUUUCAGGUUUAAUCAUCCAGUAGAGGUUCAGAAAGUUAAAAGGCCAUCUUGUGGGACUACAUUUCUGUAUGAUGGUCCAAAAGAUUUUGAAUUUGCGAAAAAUGAGCUUCUUGUUGCGCAAAGAACACAACUUGAAUCAGAAAUUGAAGAGGCACAACUGAAAGCCAAAGAAGAAAUGAUGCAAGGUAUCCAAAUCGCGAAAGAGAUGGCUCAGCAAGAACUGACAUCACAAAAAGAAGUUUAUGAAAGCAAAAUAAAAUCACUGGAAGCAGAACUGAAAGAAGAAUCUCGUAAGAAGCAAAUGCAAGAACUGAAUAACCAAGAGGCUGCAAACAAAAUACAGGAGCUAGAAAAGGCAAAGCAAGAUCUUGAGCUAGAAGUACACUUCAACAAGAAGCGUUUGGAAAUGGAGACACAAGCUACCAAGCAGGCUCUGGCAGAUCAUACUAUUCAUCAUGCAAAGAUACUUGAAGCUCUGGAAGCAGAGAAACAGAAGAUUGCUGAAGAAAUAGAAACCCUUCAAAAGAAUCGUGGAAGUGGGAAUAAAACUAUGACUAUUCCACUUAACUGGAAUUCUCUGAAGCUAUCAGUGAUGAUCAAGGAGGCCAAUGCCAUUAGUAAUGAAUUAGGGAAAAAUACUGUUUUCUGCAGGCAUGACAAAAUCGAUGAUAAAACAGGAACAGCAACUUCUGUUCAGGUACAAGUUCGUAAUAUCAAACUGGGAAUUGCAACUUUCUGGAGCCUGGAGAAAUUUGAAUGCAAACUAGCAGCAUUGAAAGAACUUUAUGAGAAUAAUGAUGGUAACAAAGCUGCUGAUGUAUUUUAUGACCCUACUGAUGAGUGGGAACCUGACCUUUCAGCUGCUUCCGUUUCGUCUUUUUCCAGAAGAAGAAGCAGAAGUUUCAUGAAGAACAGGAGAAUUUCUGGAUGUUUGUCUGAGAUAAAAUUACACCCAAUCCAGAAUACACAAACUUCCUAUAUAUCAGGCUCACUGAACAAAUCCAGCAUAUGCCCAAGCUCUUCUGAAUUGUUUAUUCCUGGAAUUUGCAAAGAAUCUUUAAGUUCAGCUUUAGAUUUACUGGAACAGAAUCAUGAAGGAGGAAAGAGCGUAGCAGAUAAUCUCCUAACUAAUUUGUUUACCAUUUUCACUGGAGUAUCUGCCAUUUCAAAAGCCUAUGAACAGCAAGAUGAAGAAAGUCAAGAGAACAUUUUCCUUCUUGAUCGUGCUGCUCAGUCCAAUAGCAUCAGAAUUAUCUCUGCUUUUGACCAGCUUGUGGUUCUAACCAAGCUUUGGCUUAACAAUAUCCAAAAGUGUUCCACAUCUAUAAAAAUUGAUGAAGAAUUAAAACAGGAAGUAAAGAACUUGGGCGGUUAUUUACAGUUACUGUUGCAGGGAUGUUCUUCAGAUAUAUCCUCAAUGGUAAUGGAAGCAUGGAACAAAGUAAACCAAACAGAAAGACAGAUAAUGAAAUAUAUAGGACACUUGGCAAUACUCACAAGAGCUGAUAUUUGCUCUUCUGAAGAGAACAACGUUAUUGCAACUAGCCUACAGAAAGACUUUGUACUUGCUAUUUACAAUGGAGUGGGCUCAGGACUGGAGCUUCUUAUGGAUACAGUACAGGAAAAAGCAAGAGUGGUGCAGAAAGAACUGGUGAAACAACAUCCACAAAAUGAGAUUCAAAAUCAAAUAAAAGACAAUGCUGUGGCUUUAGCCAGAUUCCUUGAAAAUAACAUAUCUUAUUGCAGAAAGAAAGAAAUAAGAUCUCAGUUACCAGAGGAAGAAUGUGUGUAUCAGGAAAUAAAGAAAAACAUGAACAUUGCUGCAAAAUAUUCAGAACUGGAGCAGUGCCUAGCUGAAGUCUAUCAAAUUGUUUCUUCUACAUUACAAGGGUCAUAUCAAAAUACAAGCCAUCUCAGGAGCUGUGCAGAAAAGAUUUGCAUGUUAGCUGGAUAUUUUAACAAUUAUUUCAGUUUAUUUGUCUUGCCUUCUACUUCUGCAAACAAUCCUGUUGAGAAAAUACCCAUGCCUUUUAUGAACUCUGAUGAAUUGGACUCUCUGGUUGAUUCCCUUAUUGCGAAUUUUGAACUUGAACAAGGACAGCAGUCACUGAAAUCUCAGACUCUUUGUAAUGGAGCUACUGGGACUCAAGGAAAAGAGGUUGAAACAAGUGAAGCUGAAUCAGCGAGGAAAUGGAAAGGAAUUCCAGAACACAUGUAUAAGAUGCAGUCAUUGCCUACAUUCCCAGGAGAGCUUUCACCUGGCGGGAUACAGUGGGUGUAAAAUACUAAUGUCAAGAAAUUUGGAGAAAAUUCUGCUGUAUAAGAAGGGAAAGCAACAUAUUACAGAAAGUUAGAAUUUAUUGCUGCUGUUACAUGGUAUGAAAGUGGAUGACUUGAUUGUAUGAGGCUAUAUGCCCUGAAUUUCACAAGGAAAAAGUGAAAUUCCUUAAGACACUGUUAGACUUGAAUAUAGUGUCUUACUUUUCUUUUAAUAAAGAUCUCUUAUCAACUACAGAGUAGUGUAUAAGAAAUAAUCUAAAGCAGUAAGGAAAAUCUAUUGGAGUUGAUGUGAACUGAGAUAUUAAAAGCUAUUGGGGCAAAAACCAGGAAAUUCAGCAAACACAUGGUAGGAUAUUCACGCCUUUUUUUGUUUUGUUUUGGUUUUUUUGGCCUUUAAGUUAGGAGCUUGAAUUAGGAGGAAGGGAAGUGGAAGGAAGGAAGGAGGCAGUGGAAGGAGAUUCCUUUAAAGGAUGACUGUUACAUACAUUUAUGUUCAUAUAUAGUUAGAGAAGACAACCGAUUUCCUAUCUUAGACACUUAAAAGGUAGGCUAUGUGAAUACCAACUUUUUUCUCUUAAUAUUGUUGCUUCACCCCUGCUGCAUUAUGAUCUAGUAGGACUACUGCAUAUUUAAAGUGUUUUUUUAUUUUUCAUUUUUUGAUAUGUCAACCUUCUCUUUUGGAGAAAAGCUUUGUAUUUGUAUUUUUCUGUAGGGAAAAAUUGAGAUACUAAAAAUACUUUAUAAUAUUACUUGAAGUAUGCUUUCUAAUAGUUUUGUAAUCCUUUGAAAAAAUCUGGGUUUAAGAAAAUGGGCAAUGAUAGUACUCCUCAACUCAAUCCUAAGUAGUUCAUGUUGCAUGGUGUUGUUGAAAGUCGUUGCUCAAAUCAUUUUCAGUACUAUUCGUAGCUGUCAGAAGCAUGGCUCUUCCUGAAUAAUACGCGGGUCAUCCCAUGAGGUUGUAGAGAAUUGCACUGAUACAGAAUCUACAAGUAAAACUAGAAGGUACCUAUUGCAGAUAUAGGGCUGGAUGGGGUUAACCUUCUGUGUUUUUAAAGUGAAAAAUGAGGCAAGACAGAGUACCAUGCCUACAUCUACAUACACCUUCAAACCUCUUUGACACACGUUUAGAAAAAUCUAGAUGACUUUGACUUGUUCUACUGAGAUUAUAACAAACCUCCCAGUGAUAAAUGCAGAUAGGAUUUAUUCUCUAUCACUGAUGCUGGAAUUAAAAUUUGAGAGAACAUGGUACUCUGCCACUUCCACAUCACCUCUUGAUUAGCUUACCUCAUUCUGAGGUACAGUUCCUCUAGAAGCACUUUUUGGGCUGUCUCUGGGGCUUAUCUGUGUUCCUGCCUGAACCGUCUAUAAGAACAUUGCUGCAUUUUAUUCAUUACUGCUUCAUACUCCUCUGUGGCUUACAGUGGGCUGUGAUUGUUGGAAGGAUAAGAAUCAGAUCUCAUCUUUGCCCCUUUCAAGGACUAUUUUGUAUCAUUCCUGCCUUUAUAGUGAUGACAGUAUUAGAGACAGAACUAUGGACCAGCUCUAGGUUAAGAGAAUCAGCUUGCCCAUCAGCUACUUCCUCUUGCUUCUUACUUCAGUCAUUGUUUAACCUCUCAUCUUUAGUCUGUUGGCUAAAGCCAGUGAAAAUUAACAACAAGGAUGAAAAUGAAUUUGAAGUUUUAUUCUUUAAUGCUGGGGUCUGGGAGGCCUGGACCUAGCCCAUCUUGUUCACAGUAGUACUGAGAAAAUCAGGAACUGCAUCUUAAGUACCUUCCUUAUACCAAAGCUUCCAAGCUAGGUGCUCGCAGCUAUCAUCUUUCCUUCUGAGGGAAAAUACAUUCUUGAAGAACACUCCAGGCUCUUAAGACUGUUUUCCAUGAAUAGAUUACAAUGAAGAGAGACAAUCACCCUUUUCUUUGUAUACUUUCACAGUGGAUUUGUAAUGAAUGCUGCCAUUCAGUGUGGCUUUUUUUUUUUCCUUUUUCUCUUUGAGGAAUACAGGGAAAGGUAAUUAUGCUGAACUAGAAACCAACAUACCCUUCUCUUAAGAGCAGUAUAGCUUAAUAUUUUGUUGAAAAAUGUCUUGCAGUGCAGUUCUGCAAUCAGAAAUGCUUAACAAAAUAUUGCUAGAAUUUUUGUUUAGUUAAUGUCUUUCACACCAGGUGUGAUGCUUAAUCACUUUUUUCUACUGUAAAGGCUUUUGCAAGUCUAUUUAAAGUUUAACGAAGCAUAUUCAGUUCAGAUUUUUAAAGGUGUAAACAUGAAGAGAAACUUGGCAUACUUGUACUUCUGUAAAUGUACUAUUUUAUAUUUGGUUGAAACUUAAAUGUAACUGGUUCUUCUGAAUCAUGUAUAUAUGUGUGAGCUGUUGUAAAGAGUGAAACUGGAUUAUGUAACUGAUUACCAAUUUUUAUAAUUAAGUGUAAAUUUUUUGUCAGUUUUCUUUUGUAUACUAUUGCUUUUGAGACCUUCCUAUGGUGCACUUACUGAGAACAUUGCAAUGCUGUAAAACUCAUAAAUAUUUAUAAGAAAGGUAUUUUCUGUAGCUCCCAAAUGAAACAAAAAAUGGCUUCUUUACCUAAUCUUUUUUUUCCUAUUAAGACAAUUAACAGGAGCUAGUGAGAGACUGAGUAGUCAUGACCUAAUCAAGAGCCUGUUAAUGUUACAAUACUCCAUCUUUUCCAACUUCUACCAAUAAAUAUAAUGGGCUUAGGUUAAGACCAAAUUACAUUCAAGUGUGAUACUGAUAUUCCCCCUGCCCAGAUGAUUAAUCAUGUUUGCUUGUGUUCUGGUAUUUAAUAAGAAGCGUUACUCAGAAAAUACCUUGUUUUUUAUAGCUCUGUGUGUCAUCAUCAAAAUAUUUUGGUCUGCUUCUCUUUUCUAAAAGACAAAUUCUUCACAAACUUAGAGCUCAAACUGAUUUGUUUUCAAGAAAAAGAGAGCAUGCAAAGAAAUGUACUUCUGCCUAGAGUUUUAAUAAAGAUAGCAGAAGGCUGAUGGACAGCCUUAAUCAUA
Molecule: messenger RNA, 8258 nt
Organism: Dromaius novaehollandiae (emu)
Lineage: Eukaryota; Metazoa; Chordata; Aves; Casuariiformes; Dromaiidae
Gene: KIF14
Product: kinesin family member 14
Exons: 31
Coding region: 46-5244 (1732 amino acids)
Biological process (GO): microtubule-based movement
Molecular function (GO): microtubule motor activity; ATP binding; microtubule binding
Source: RefSeq, a predicted model, not a curated record